Messenger RNA from Hippoglossus stenolepis (Pacific halibut), 3270 nucleotides. RefSeq names its product chordin (gene chrd). NCBI's taxonomy places the organism in Eukaryota, Metazoa, Chordata, Actinopteri, Pleuronectiformes, Pleuronectidae. The record is from RefSeq and is a predicted model, not a curated record. Gene Ontology annotation, biological process: multicellular organism development. The transcript has 21 exons. Bases 266 to 3115 code for a protein of 949 amino acids. Gene Ontology annotation, molecular function: protein binding.
GAGGAGGUUGGUGCUGAGGACACACACAGAGAGAGAGAGAGAGAGAGCUUUGGUAAAAAGUCGCGUGAUAUAUCAAAAAAAGCUGCUCGACUUUCACGCAGAUCAGCACGGACACUUGGAUAUAAGGAAGAAACUUCUCAUCUUUUUUUUUAUCGUCAGUGUAAUUAGUCGCUCCAAGUCGACAGUGGUUCAUUGAAAGCCUCUCAGUGGGAGCUUUGAGGAGAAUAUUCUGUGGAGAGCCUGAAACGAGAGGGAGGUCGCUGGGAUGCUGCUUCCCCGCGCGCUCCGCUCCGCGCUGUGCGUCCUGUGCUGCGCGUGGCUGCGCACCGGAGCGGCCUCGCGCCUCAAGUCUCCAGCUCUGCCCAUCCAGUCAGAGAGAGAGCCGCUGCCGUUCAAAGGCCUGUCAGGAUGCUCAUUUGGAGGUCGUUCCUACUCUCUGGCGGACACAUGGCACCCAGAUCUGGGGGAGCCCUUCGGUGUAAUGCACUGCGUCCAGUGCCUUUGUGAACCUCAAAAGAGUCGUCGUGGAAAGGUGUUUGGGAAGGUCAACUGCAAGAACAUCAAACAGGACUGUCCCAACCCGAACUGUGACCAUCCCGUCCUUCUGCCAGGGCACUGCUGUAAAACCUGCCCUAAAGUUGAUGGUGACACGAAGCAGACGGACGCCGUCCUGGACAACUUUGAGUUUUUCCAUGAGAAGGGAAAAGACAAGGAGGACGACCUCCACAAAUCUUACAAUGACAGGUCGUACCUGAGCUCUGAGGACAUGGGCCCCGGGGAGAGCCGCACUGACUUUGUAGCCCUGUUGACAGGGGGGACGGACUUGGGGAGCUCCAGUGGUGUUGCCAGAGCUCGCUUCUCCCUGACCAGAACCAGUCUGGCCUUCUCCAUCACAUUCCAGAGAAUGGACCGUCCCAGUAAGAUACUCUUCUUGGAUUCAGACGGGACCACUGCAUUUGAGUACAGGGUCCCCAAGGGACAGUUGGACAUGAUCUGUGGAGUCUGGAAGAACCUGGCUAAGCCUCUCAUGCGACAGCUGCAGUCUGAGCAGAUGCGCAUCCGCAUGACCACACCAAUGAGCAGACGGGAAGAAGUGGAGGGGAAGAUCAUCAAACACAGAGCUCUGUUUGCUGAGACAUUCAGUUCAACGCUGACGUCCGAGGAGGAGAAUUCAGGCACGGGAGGCAUCGCCAUGUUGACACUGAGUGACACGGAGAACAACCUGCACUUCAUCCUCAUUCUGCAGGGCCUCAUCAAACACAAAGACAAAGAGCCCCUCUCGGUGCCCAUCCGUGUCCAGCUCGUGUACCGCCAACACAUCCUCAGGGAGAUCCGAGCCAACAUCACCUCUCAUGAUCCAGAUUUUGCCGAGGUGCUGACAGACCUGAACAGCCGCGAAUUAUUCUGGUUAUCUCGCGGUCAGCUGGAGAUCGCCGUGACGACCGAGGUUCAGGAUCCCCGGCAAAUCUCUGGCUUCAUCACCGGCAGGAAAUCUUGUGACACUAUUCAGAGUGUGAUGUCCAGUGGCGAUGCCCUGACCCCGGGGAAGACCGGAGGUGUGGGAUCUGCCAUCUUCAACCUCCAUGAUAACGGCACGCUGGACUACCAGGUUCAGGUUGCAGGUCUCACCAGCGACGUGGUCAGCCUCACUAUCGAGCUGAAGCCGCGGCGUCGCAACAAGCGCUCUGUUAUUUACGACUUGACGACGGAGUACAACAAGGCCUCGGGCCAGGCGGUGGGCAGCUGGAGUCGCCUGGAGGCGCGACACAUCCACAUGCUGCUGCAGAACGAGCUGUUCAUCAACGUGGCCACGGCACACAGCCAGGAGGGGGAGCUGAGGGGGCAGAUAAAGGCUCUGCUCUACAGCGGCCUGGAGGCACCCAGACAUGAGUUGCCCACCCCUCUGGCCGGCCACUUUGUGUCCCCACCAGUGAGAACCGGUGUCUCUGGCCACGCCUGGGUCUCAGUGGACAAACAGUGUCACCUGCAUUACGAGAUUGUCGUCUCGGGGCUCAGCAAGGCCGACGACCUCACCGUGAGCGCCCACCUCCACGGGCUGGCUGAGAUCGGAGAGAUAGACGACAGCAGCACCACGCACAAGACGCUGCUGACCGGCUUCUAUGGAUCACAGGCUCAGGGGGUGUUAAAGGACAUGAGUGUUGAGUUACUGCAGCACCUGGACCAGGGAACAGCCUUCAUCCAAGUCAGCACCAAGCUCAACCCCCGCGGAGAAAUUCGAGGACAGGUCCAUGUGCCAAACAACUGUGAGUUUGGGACCAGAGGGGAUGUGGAGGAGGCUGAGUUUGACGACCUGUUUGUGAAGGACCCGGAGGAGCUGAAGAAAGACCCGCAUACCUGCUUCUUUGAGAACCAGCACCAUGCUCACGGCUCCCGCUGGACACCCAGCUACGACAAGUGUUUCACCUGCAGCUGCCAGAAGCGAACGGUGAUCUGUGAUCCAGUCAUCUGUCUGGUGUUGACCUGCUCCAAAACCAUCCAGCCUGAAGACAAGUGUUGUCCUGUCUGUGACGAGAUGAAGGACCCUAAGGACAUGAAAGCUCCGGAGAGAGUGGAGGAGCAUCCCGAAGGUUGUUACUUUGAAGGAGACCAGAAGAUGCAUGCCCCAGGAACCACAUGGCAUCCCUUUGUUCCUCCCUUUGGCUACAUUAAAUGUGCUGUCUGCACUUGCAAGGGAUCUACAGGGGAGGUGCACUGUGAGAAGGUGACGUGUCCCCUGCUGACCUGCAGUCACCCUGUGAGACGUAACCCGUCCGACUGCUGUAAAGAGUGUCCAGAGGAGGAGAGGACGCCUGCGGGGCUGGAGCACAGCGACAUGAUGCAGGCAGACGGCCCGAGGCACUGCAAAUUUGGCAAGAACUAUUACCAGAACAGCGACAACUGGCACCCCUGGGUACCGCUGGUGGGCGAGAUGAAGUGCAUCAACUGCUGGUGUGAUCACGGUGUGACCAAGUGUCAGAGGAAACAGUGUCCAGUGCUGACCUGCUCCAACAUCACCCGCAGAGAGGGCUCAUGCUGUCCUGAAUGUGCUGAUUCCAAAGAGGAGGACGAUCUGGUGAUGAAAGUUCCAGACAAAAGACGGACCUGGAGACACUGAUCUGUGGGGAGACCAAAGAAAAAACCCCUGAACCCGUAACUUUUACCCAUCGAAGUCCCCUCGUCCCAGAUGGACACACACCCAGAGCCAUACUGGAUCUCCCCACCUGCCUCCCCCUCCCCACACCCACCCAGUUAUCAGCUUCAGGAUUGUAA